GCGACGGGUCUUGAUGUCCCACGUGGGUCUGAUGGCAGGCAUGGAAGCAACUGAUGUUCCUGGAUCUUCUAGUCCCAAGCCGGGGCUGGCGAUCUGCGGGGACUUGAUGGUGGCCACCGGCGGGACUAAGUUCUUGGCCGCUCGCUUUAAAGAGCCCAGCAAAGAUGACCUUUUCAUUUAUGACUGCACCACAAGCAAAGAGCUGCAGGACAAUCAAGGAAAGGAUGGAAAGUCAGCAGGUAAAGCAAGUAGUGAGAUCCUUGCCUCUGCAUUCUCUUCAUCAGGAACUUACUUUGCUCUGACAGAUGACAACAAACAACUGAUUCUUUUUCGAGCAAAGCCUUGUUGGGAAUGUCUGAGUAUAAGAUCUGUUGUUAGAAGGUGUACUUCCCUGAUUAUAACAGCGGCAGAAGAUAAGAUUCUGGUUGCUGACAAAUCUGGUGAUGUUUAUUCCUUCUCAAUCACAGAACCAGAAAAUGCAGGAACAAUUGAACUUGGACACUUAUCCCUUCUCUUGGAUGUGGCACUGAGUCCUGAUGACCGGUACAUCCUAACUGCUGACCGUGAUGAGAAGAUCCGAGUUAGUUUGAUUAGAGAGCCAUAUAACAUUGUGUCCUUCUGCCUGGGCCACCGAGAAUUUGUCAGCCGAAUAUUUGUGAUACCAAACUACCCAGGUCUUCUUUUAUCAGCUUCUGGGGACUGUACAUUGAGGCUCUGGGAAUACAGAAGUGGGAAAGAAGUGCAUUGCUGUCAACUGAAUACGCUGAAUAAAUGUGAAACCACCAAAAAUGAGAAGAAAUAUACUGUCUCAAGAAUAACUUAUUGCUGUGAAGGAAAUUACAUUGCCGUUUUAUAUGACCGUAUUCCCACAGUAUCCAUCUUCCAGCUUGACACUGUUGCUCAGACCCUCACUGACAAACAACACAUCUCUCUGAAGCACAAUGGCUGGGGCAUUGCAUUUGAGGAAACAGGCGGACUCUGGAUUUUGCAGGAGAACAAGCAAACACCUCUUCUUUUUUACCAACCUGUGGAUGGGCAGUGGCAGCCCGCUUCUGAAGAGAGAGGAUUGAUGAAAAUGCCCAAGUACAUACAUGACAACUGGACAAUGUUUGAAGGCUCUAUUGGCAAAGGAAGCUGCUAUCAAAAUCUCUACAAAUCGUCUUUUGAUAACAUGGCUGUUUACCUCCAAAAGAAACAGGAGAGAAUUCUGCAGCAUAAGUCUAAGAGAAAGGAACCACAGCAUGAAUCAGAUAGACAGACAAAGAAGAUUAGAACAGAAGCACCAUCAUUAUGAUGCUCAGGAUUACAUUGCAAUGUGAUUGUGAUUGCAAUGUACUGGAAAAAGUCAAUCUCUGAACUUAAUCUCUUCAUGGGGCCUGGUGGAUAAUAAGUUGGUACUUGUCGCAUAUGUACACUUGGCAAUUAGCAUGCUGCUUAUCUAUCUUGUCAAAGAUAAUUUUGUCCUGUUUAGCUUAUCUAGCUACAUGUUCCAGUUGUCAGCUGAGAUGUUGUUCAGCCAUGCCAUAAUGAUGCAUGGCUAGGAACAGGGCAACUGAGGAAGCUCCUUAUCCAAAUCCAGCUGAUCAGUCUCUCGAGGUUGUGCUUUCUUAUGUGUGCCAUACAAUCAGCAUCAAGUCUUGGUCUCCUAAAGGGCAAAUUGCAUCCAACAGCAGCUAACUCACGCCCAACAUUUCCAGCCCAGAGAUGAAGUUGAGAGCAGUAUGAAAUGGCACCACCACAAGUGACUGAAGUAAAGGCCUGGCCUGUUGGCUUUUCACCAUUUCAGAAUGGCUUUUCUGGUAAAUCUAGUAGCUUAGGACAUACACGACCAUAGCCAAAAUAUCCUUAGAUAACUCUGCCUAAAGGUAUAUCUUUCAAAUUCACCAUCCAUGGGGUGUUGCACUGAAAUGUGGAGCAAAUCAUAAAUGUGAUGGGCCUGGAUAAAAACGGCUGUCUGUGUUACUUCUCUGAUGCAUUUAAAGAAGCAAUCAUUGUAUUGAAGGUGUAUCCUUGUACAUAUGAGUCAAAUGAUCUACUGGACCAGUAAUGGAAUUAUGGCCCCACAGCAAUGGGACAAUCAUUACUUUGUAGUAUGAUUUAGAGUAUAACCAGCCUGGUUUAGCAUCUUUAUUUUUUAAUACAAAGCUAAGGAUUUUAUGUUGUAUACUCUGCUUUAGAACUUGAACCAGCACUGAAAAUGUCAGUAAAUAAGCAAUAAAAUAUGUCAGCCAACUUA
This is a messenger RNA of Varanus komodoensis (Komodo dragon), 2236 nucleotides long. RefSeq names its product WD repeat domain 4 (gene WDR4). Gene Ontology annotation, biological process: RNA (guanine-N7)-methylation. Gene Ontology annotation, molecular function: tRNA (guanine(46)-N7)-methyltransferase activity; protein binding. The transcript has 11 exons. NCBI's taxonomy places the organism in Eukaryota, Metazoa, Chordata, Lepidosauria, Squamata, Varanidae. Gene Ontology annotation, cellular component: tRNA methyltransferase complex; nucleus; cytosol. The record is from RefSeq and is a predicted model, not a curated record. The coding region runs from base 14 to 1294 and encodes 426 amino acids.